Messenger RNA from Penicillium coprophilum, 1287 nucleotides. RefSeq names its product protein gprC (gene gprC). Gene Ontology annotation, cellular component: plasma membrane. Lineage: Eukaryota; Fungi; Ascomycota; Eurotiomycetes; Eurotiales; Aspergillaceae. The coding region runs from base 1 to 1287 and encodes 428 amino acids. Gene Ontology annotation, molecular function: G protein-coupled receptor activity. Gene Ontology annotation, biological process: adenylate cyclase-activating G protein-coupled receptor signaling pathway. The record is from RefSeq and is a predicted model, not a curated record. The transcript has a single exon.
AUGACUUCACUCAUUCUUAUGGGCCUAAUGCCCAGAAACAAUGAGCAUUCAUUAGCGGCUCGAUUAACCAGCUCCGCGGAACUUGAUAUCGACCCUCUUCCACAGUCGCAUCGACGAGGCUUAAUAGCAAUCUCAAUCAUGGCACUCCUUUCUCUCAUCGCAACAUCAAUGCUCCUUGGUUUCAUCACGUAUCGCCUUGUUUUCUGGCGUGGCAGCUAUACACGAUAUAUCGGUUACAACCAGUACAUUAUUCUUAUUUACAACCUUGUUCUGGCGGAUUUUCUGCAAUCGCUUGCAUUCAUCAUUUGUCUGCGUUGGAUUUUGGAGAAUAAAAUUGAGUCUGGCACCGCCGCAUGCUUUCUCCAAGGGUUGUGGCUGCAGAUCGGAGACCCCGGGAGUGGGCUUUUCGUGCUCGCCAUCGCCUUCCACACAUUUCUUUUGGUUGUCUGGGGACGCAAAAUGUCCUACAGGUUCUUUGUCUGCUUUGUUGUCGGUGUCUGGAUCUUUGUGGCGUUGAUUGUUGUGAUCCCAAUAGCAAUGCACGGCCCCGACAUCUUCGUGCCUUCCGGAGCCUGGUGCUGGAUCAGCGAAGAAUACGAAACUACCCGUCUAUGGACUCAUUACAUUUGGAUUUUCCUUGCCGAGUUCGGCACAGUCAUUCUCUACGCCUUCAUGUACUUCCAGCUGCGCCGACAGAUCGCCGCGUCCGCCAUCCUCGGAAAUAACCAAUUGGCGAGCCUUCAGCGCCUACGGCGCGUCGUUGGCUACAUGACCAUCUACCCGAUCGUCUACAUCAUUCUGUCACUACCCCUUGCUGCAGGCCGCAUGGCGACAGCCCACGGCACUGCGCCCAGCAUCAUAUUUUUCUGCUGUGCCGGCGCCUUCAUUACCAGUUCCGGGCUGGUCGAUGUCAUUCUGUACACGCUCACCCGCCGCAACUUGAUCAUCGACUCAGAACCCAGCCAAGACCGCUCCUAUAACAAAUUCAGCGAUAGUAGGGGCAGACGAGGCGAGAACAAUUUAACUACAAUCACGGCCGAGCCUACGCGAAAACACGGCGGCACUUUCACUGAGGACGACCGCGACGGCUCAAUGGAUAAUAUUGUUUUGCCAAGCGCACACGGCCACGGCCAAGAUCAUGAAAUGACACCGAUCGGAAAGGUGUAUCAAGAAACUACCAUCGAGAUCACCCACGAGCCUGCUUACCCUGAUGAAGUAUCGAGUGGGCACUCUAGCAAAGAGGACUUCGGCUCUAAUCGGCCGCCUCGUACUAGAUGGCGGAGAUGA